AUUACAAAGCUAAGACGUACACUGUGUGCAUUACUAAUAAAAAUCUUACGUUACGGACGUUUUUUCCCGGUUAGGGUACCCCUCCGCAUCGUCCCAUAAAGGAACUUCGUUCCAACAAGAAUGUAAAUUAAAAUAAGACUGGACCUAAAAUUCUUAGUUACCAGGUCAUAAAAUCCCUUUGAAAAAAUAUUAACACGCUGGGACGAGACGGGAGGUUAUAAACCUGACGAACGCCUCAUUUGUUUACCAAAUGACUACAUAGGAGUGGGAGUAUAAUAACUACAAAUAACUUUUCAAGCAAUCAUUUCAAAAGUACACAUUGUGAAAUAUACUGGACGCAUAUAUCUAGUCUGUGAUGAAAAUCCCAAUCAUGAUACCGGUAUCAAUGCUUCGGCGAACUUUAGUCAAUGGGACAAUAUACUCUGCUGCAGCACUUCGUUUUGCUUCGACUCAACCUGAUAAACAAGUUUAUUUCGAUGUAACUGCUGACGGAGAGCCAUUGGGACGUAUAGUCAUAAAAUUGAACACGGAUGAAGUACCGAAAACUGCUGAGAACUUUAGAGCUCUGUGUACUGGUGAAAAAGGUUUUGGGUACAAGGGUUCAUCAUUUCAUAGAAUAAUACCAGACUUCAUGUGUCAAGGUGGAGAUUUUACCAAUCACAACGGUACCGGCGGAAAGUCUAUUUACGGGCGUACCUUCUCAGAUGAGAAUUUCAAAUUAAAGCAUACUGGGCCUGGAAUUUUAUCAAUGGCGAAUGCUGGACCGAAUACAAAUGGGUCUCAAUUUUUUAUAACCACAGUUCCGACUCCUUGGUUGGAUAGAAAACAUGUAGUAUUUGGGUCUGUGGUUGAAGGUAUGGAUGUUGUGCAGAAAAUGGAAAAACUUGGUUCUAAAAGUGGUAAACCAAUAAAGAAAGUUGUCAUCUCAGAUUCAGCUUGUGAACCUCAGAAUGUGUGUCUACAAAAUUUAUAGCUUCUCUCGAUGAGGACUAUACCUUCUUUAAAAUUACACCAAUUAAUAGUGUCUAUAGAUAAAAAAAGUGAGGAUGCUGCAAUAUUGAAUGUUUUGUAAAUUUUUUAAUUUAACUGAUAUUUGUUCUUCCUUUUCCUUUCAUAUAUCCAUUCAAUAAAUAAAUAAAAAAGA
This is a messenger RNA of Bombyx mori (domestic silkworm), 1144 nucleotides long. RefSeq names its product peptidyl-prolyl cis-trans isomerase. Gene Ontology annotation, cellular component: intracellular membrane-bounded organelle. Lineage: Eukaryota; Metazoa; Arthropoda; Insecta; Lepidoptera; Bombycidae. Bases 356 to 973 code for a protein of 205 amino acids. Gene Ontology annotation, biological process: protein peptidyl-prolyl isomerization; protein folding. Gene Ontology annotation, molecular function: peptidyl-prolyl cis-trans isomerase activity. The record is from RefSeq and is a predicted model, not a curated record. The transcript is spliced from 3 exons.